UUCGUUACCAGCCAGUCCCGGAUUGUAUCUAUAGUUGGACGGUAGUGAGAAGGUUGUCUAAUGGCGAGCCGAGAGUUGUAGAUGAAAAGUUCUGUGUUUUUGAAUUCAGUGGAAUGUUAAAUUGUAGUUUUCUGUGAAUAAGGAAGGUCCUUGCGAGAAAUAACCAGCUUCCUCACAGUGGCGAUAAGAAGAGCGAAAAAGGAGUUCGGAUCCGAAGGCUCUAGUUCUUUCAAAAUCCCAGCGCACUCUUGCACCAAUUGCAGCCUUUUUAUGACAGAAAAAGUGAGUGUUACAGAUACUUCUGCAUCUCUUCCUUUCCCGCAGUACUAGUAGCACACGCUAUCCUUAACGUCUGGAGACCUUCAUCAACCUCUCGUUUGCAAUAAUUGUGCUUCAUACAUUUGCGUAAUAAAGCAUCCUUUAAAGCAGAAAAGCACAAUAAUCAGGAUAAAAGGAAAAGUAUCAUAAAAAGGGCGAGAAUAGAACACAAUAUCGACAACAAGUAUCCAGAGAGGAGAACCCAUCAACACAGUCCAACGCAGCCUCCAUUUUCUUCGCAGACGAGAGAAGAAGGCUCAAAGGAAUCAAGUAAAGUCUAGGAGCAAAAGCAAAAGGAGAGGCACAAGGAGACCAGCAUCCUAGGCGCACAUAUGUUCCUUCUAUGUGGUGUUCCAAUAUUGUCUAGAUUUCGUCUGGUUGAAUUUAUAUUCCUUGUUUUUGUCGUGAAUUUCGCUCAGUGAGCUUUCUUACAUUUCAUCUGUGAUUGUUCUUCUGACAAAGAAAAGAAGCGUAAGAUAAAGAAAUAGUGAAACAACUUAAAAGGGAAACGAUAAAAAUAUCACAGUGCUUGGUUAUUUUUAGUGUAUAUCAAAGGAGUGCAUCACGCAUUUUGUCACACAUAAAAAAAAUAGUUUGUGCUUUGUGCUGUCUUCUGUGAAUGGUUCAAUGUCAUUUGUGUCUCUAAAUAAGUCUCAAGAUAAGUAACGAGUACUAAAGUUCAAUGCAACUGGUGAGCGAGCCAUAAAGGCAACAACCGCAAGACACAAAAACCAUAGCAACAUCUGGAUCCAAUAGAUACAAUUAUACGGGCUAACAAGAGUUCUUGAUAUUCUGGGAAGCAACAUUUUGCCUAUCAAUAACCAGCUCCGCCAAUAACAUCGACUUCUCGACUCCAUCUCGACUUGCUGCUAGGAAGAAAAAGAACUACCUUGUCUAAGUUGCAAGACCUGUUUUUUACCUUGGCACGGAUAUCUUUACACCUGGGUGAUGCUGUUUGGCGUUCAAAUUGAUAACGACAAAUGUCGUCGGGAACGAGAAAAUCGCCUAUCCGGAUCUCGUGUAGAUCUCACACAAAUAUGUACAGGUCUGACACGAGGGUCAUCGCGAACAGGACGUUGUAUCGAUUCUCAUGGCAACUCAUUGCCGCCACUUAGUCCACAACCAAUUAACAAUAAUUUGCCAUCACCAACAACAUCAUCGUCUUCGUCAUCCACCAAAAUUAGUAAUGGCAGUGUGACAAAAUGCGAACAGAAACCAUUUACACCGUCAGAAUUAAUCAAAAAGUACUGCAGCCACCUAACAGAAUUGGAAUUCGAGGAACUGAAAAUGUACAAUGAAAUUUGGUAUUUUGGUCAAUCUGCGAAAAAAGUAAAUGCAAAAACCGGUGCUUCAAUGAAUUGCGGAUAUGACGAUGAAAAUGGCAAUUAUAGAAUCGUUGAGCAUGAUCAUAUUGCGUACCGUUAUGAGGUGCUUGAAGUAAUCGGAAAAGGUAGUUUUGGCCAAGUUAUUCGUGCAUUGGAUCAUAAGACUAAUCAACAUGUAGCUAUUAAGAUAAUCAGAAAUAAGAAACGAUUUUUGAACCAGGCUGUUGUCGAAUUAGAUAUAUUAGAUGAAUUACGAGAAAAGGAUGCAGACGGAACCCAUAAUGUUAUACACAUGUUGGAUUAUACGUAUUUUCGUAAACAUUUAUGCAUAACCUUUGAACUAAUGAGUUUGAACCUUUAUGAGCUCAUCAAGAAAAAUAAUUAUCAAGGUUUCAGCUUGAGCCUGAUACGAAGAUUUUGUAAUUCAAUAGUUAAAUGCCUAAGACUGCUGUAUCAAGAAAAUAUCAUUCAUUGUGAUCUCAAGCCGGAAAACAUCCUGCUGAAGCAACGCGGAAGUAGCUCAAUAAAAGUAAUUGAUUUUGGUAGUUCGUGUUAUAGCAAUCGUAAGGUCUACACGUACAUUCAAUCGAGGUUCUAUCGUUCGCCUGAGGUUAUAUUGGGACUAUCCUAUGGGACGCCCAUAGACAUGUGGAGCUUAGGUUGCAUACUUGCUGAGCUCUACACUGGCUUUCCACUCUUUCCCGGCGAGAACGAAGUGGAACAAUUAGCCUGCAUAAUGGAAGUUCUUGGUCUCCCACCAGAGGAUCUGAUCAACGCUGCAUCUCGUAGACGCCUCUUCUUUGACUCACGAGGUUACCCGCGUUGCAUCACCAAUCUCAAAGGACGCAAAAGACGACCAGGCAGUAGAACCUUGGCGCAAGCGUUACGUUGUACCGACAGUGUAUUCCUUGACUUUGUCAGUCGUUGUCUUGUAUGGGACCCGUCAAAGCGUAUGAGUCCAGACGAAGCAGCUCACCAUGAGUGGUUACAACCUAGUGCCUCGUCAUCAUAUAAUAUAGCAAAGGCCCGCGAACGCCAUGAGAAUGCAGAGAAUCAUGCCCACAUCUCACCGAAAACGCAAAAGAGUCAAAAAUCGCAACACAUUUCGACAUCAUUGAACAAUGCAAACUCUCUCCUGCCGGAAAUAAAAAUGCCAUCCAUGAAUAAAUAUGGAAGUAUGCAGAAGAUCUCAACGACGAGCAGUAGAAAGCACGGUGGAGGGCUCACCUCGUCCGCCUCAGAUCUCGAAUCUAUUCAACAGUAUUCCCUGCAUCGGAUGUAUCACCAUUCGCACCAUCAGUCAUCCAUAGUCCCUCCGGUGACAGCUUCAUCCAGAAAGCAUACAACCGCAAGUAGUAGCAGUAGUGGGGGCAGUGGAACCUCAAAAUUUAGUUCGACUAGCAACAUGUCCCACUCACAAAGCACGGGUGAUGUUUCGGCAAUCUUCGGACGGGCAUGACGGGAUCUUCGGAUCGUCGAUUGUGAACUGAAGAAAUGUAAACUAGUCAAUAUGGCAGAAUUGUCCUCCAAUUGCACUUAGAUUAACGAAUAUCUCCUGUUCACAACCACAUAAUCAGCAACUCACAAUUUAUCGAUAUACACACAGAAAGUAUAGAUACACAACGACUCAGCGGAGGAGUUUAUCAAGAGGUCAUGAAGCAAGUAUCUACUUUAACAAUAAAAUAAUUCUCAGAAAUGUAUUUUUUAUGUAUUAAAAAAGGAACUAGAAGAUAGAUGUUUUAAGGUUUAUAAAUAAAAACGUAAAAAUGAACACAGUCUCCAUUCAGUUUAGUUUGAAUUACGAUCAGAAAGCAAAUUACUGUCAUAGUUUCUCUCAUUUACUUCAGUGGUUUCAGUGGAUUAUGGGGAAACUGAUUAUAUAGGGAUAUUGUAAUUAACGUUAAUGCCGCCAAUUUUCAAGUAUUUCGUACAUAUGUAAGUAGAUUUUUUAUUGUGAAUAGACUCAUCAGACAAACAUACGUAACAUAAGUCAUAUAUCAAACUUGUCUUCGAAAUAUGUAUGAGUACCUUAACGAUUGAAAUUACUCCUGAGGAUGUUACGUGAAGACAUUGCGCCGGGGGAAGUAGAAAAUUCAUUAUUUCCAGAACUGUCAUGACGUCAUUUCAUAAUUUCAAGCACGUGUCACUUUUUAUCAUUGUUUGAUAGAAAAGCAGGAGAUGACUCUCAGCAGCAACCCAUGAAGACUGUUUUCUUCCUCUAAGUAUUAACGAGUAGUGUUCAUUCGUCAGUAAACUUCCAAUAUCGUGACGUAGCCAAAAGAUGAUAGCUUUAAGCUAGCAAAGAUUCAGGAUGUGUGUCAGUUGGAUUCUGAGAGCCUCUAGCGUGCAGUCUGAAGGAGGCGCUCAUUCACGAAACAGGAGCAGGAUGAUUGGGCCUAAUACGCAGUUCGGUCCGAUGGACACAUAGUUAAGAAGUUUCAAACAGAAUACUCAUUUCCAAUUGUUGCCCCCAGAACUCUACACCGUUUGAAAAACCUUUUCAAUAACAACCCCACAUACAUAUCAUUGAGUAUUCUUUCGCAUAGCCAAUGGUCAAGGAAUUCAGUGCGUUAGAUUUAAUUCUUCAUAGCCAUCAUGUUCACCCUGUCCCGUUUUUCCGAGGAGCUUUCACAUCAUCCAUCGAAACAAGAACUCGAAUUUUAUAUCUAUGGCCUAUCGAAAACUACCACUUCAGACAAUAUCACAUAUUCGUCAUUAAUUUGGCUGUAGAGUUAGACGUAGUUGUAAGGAAUCUAGAACCUAACUUUGUAAGCCUUCUAUCUACUGUACACUCUAGUAGUACCGUCAUCAAGUGUCGAAAGGGAGCCCUUUAAUUAUAGUGUAAGGUAUAUCAGUCGGAAAAUGGAUUUUAUCGUCGUAUGUAUAUUCAGGAAGAGCACUAGUUAGUGCGUGGAUUUAUUUACCAAUCAGUUCAUUGUGAUGGGAUCAUUUACAUAGAAUAUUCCUAGCAAGUAGGUUGAGAGCUAAAAGGAGUGGUCCGGAUGCAAUCACAAGAUGAAACUCAUAUACAAGUGAAUAUUUCAAUGUCUCAGCAACAUUUCUCGCGCAAGAAUGGACAAGAAACUUAACCAUCCAUUUCUGAUACAAAUAGCAUAUACAGAUAUACGUGCAAAACUACAAAUUUUGUUUGGACAAGAAAUAUACUUACUUUUUAUCUAAAUCCAAAAAUACCAACAAAAAAUGUAUGAUCUUAGCCACUAAAAAAUAGAUAAUUUCAUGUUAGUUUCUCAUAUUUGGCAUCUCAUUGUAAAAAAGGAAAACCAUUUACCGAAUAUUAGAAAGGAAGCGAACAAAAUUUCAAGAUAUUUUAAGGAAUCUUAAACUGAAACUGAAAACUUUUUUAGAACUGUUAGACAUAUGUGUAAAAUAUUUAUAAAAACAAUGCGAAAUGUAGACAUUGAUAGAAACAUAAAUGAACAAUUCAAAUAAAAAAACGCAAAAAAAAUCAAUUUCAAAAUCACUAAAAAUAUGUUACACAAUAAUGAAUAAAACAGGAAAUAAAAAUAAUAAAAAAAAAGAUGUUAGGAAGGAGAAAAAGUUAUUUAUUAGAAUAGUGUAUUCGACCAAAUAAAAUAAUUUCUUUUAUUAUCAUUAUGAAUAUUAUGAUUAUAUGAAAAUUUAAUAAAAAGAAAUUUCAAUAAAAAACAUUAGUGAAA
Messenger RNA from Hermetia illucens (black soldier fly), 5320 nucleotides. RefSeq names its product dual specificity tyrosine-phosphorylation-regulated kinase 2 (gene Dyrk2). The record is from RefSeq and is a predicted model, not a curated record. NCBI's taxonomy places the organism in Eukaryota, Metazoa, Arthropoda, Insecta, Diptera, Stratiomyidae. The transcript has 7 exons. Gene Ontology annotation, molecular function: ATP binding; protein serine/threonine kinase activity; protein serine/threonine/tyrosine kinase activity. Gene Ontology annotation, biological process: peptidyl-threonine phosphorylation; peptidyl-serine phosphorylation. Bases 1267 to 3102 code for a protein of 611 amino acids. Gene Ontology annotation, cellular component: nucleus.